Molecule: messenger RNA, 3091 nt
Organism: Cyprinus carpio (common carp)
Lineage: Eukaryota; Metazoa; Chordata; Actinopteri; Cypriniformes; Cyprinidae
Product: serine/threonine-protein kinase 32B-like
Biological process (GO): G protein-coupled receptor signaling pathway; regulation of signal transduction; protein phosphorylation
Molecular function (GO): G protein-coupled receptor binding; G protein-coupled receptor kinase activity; ATP binding
Source: RefSeq, a predicted model, not a curated record
ACCAGUGGGACACUUUCACCAUCAUCAUCAUCACAUCAUCACAUGCGGUGCACAUCAGAUCUGUACACAGACGCAUAAUGCUGCUUUUAUUCAACAGUUGAGGACGCAGCUCUCUCUCAUCACGCACUGAUCCGGGAUCGGACGCGUGUCCUCGGCUCUCGGGUGUGUGUGUGUGUGUGUGUGUGUGUGUGUGUGUGUGUGUGCGGGAGCUGAAGCAGCAUGUGCGCGUGUUCUGCAUCAGUCUGUCAUUGACUCCGGCUCUGCAAGGAUCUUCUCACAGCAUUGCGGUGACUGGAGAAGUUGUGCGGGAUAGUCUCACCUUUCCACUGCGGUCUCCAUGAUCUCCGGUCUUACUGAGCGCUGCUGUUAUUCGUCCAGUCGAUCGUUCAAUCCUCCUGCCUUAUAAAGCGGUCGCUCUUCGACAGAGGAAUAUAUCCUUAUUGACAAAACACAGGGGAUGUUUCUAUUUUAAACCGGAGAUCUUCACCUCUGCAGAAGUGAUGGGACUCGGUCAGUCCAGCAGGACAUCGGUCACUGAUGACCCGGAGGAGGUCAACUUUGACCACUUUCAGAUCUUGAGAGCCAUUGGUAAAGGCAGUUUUGGCAAAGUGUGCAUUGUCCAGAAAAAGGACACAAAGAAAAUGUACGCCAUGAAGUACAUGAACAAACUCAAGUGCGUGGAGCGCAAUGAAGUGCGCAAUGUCUUCAAAGAGCUCCAGAUCAUGCAGAACCUAGAGCAUCCGUUCCUGGUCAAUUUCUGGUACUCGUUUCAAGAUGAGGAGGACAUGUUCAUGGUAGUUGACCUGCUGCUGGGAGGAGAUCUGCGUUAUCAUCUACAGCAGAACGUGCACUUCACAGAGAGCACAGUCAAGCACUAUGUGUGUGAAAUAGCUCUCGCUCUGCACUACCUGCGCAACAAACACAUCAUCCACAGAGACAUUAAGCCUGACAACAUUUUGCUGGACGAGCACGGUCACGCUCACCUGACAGAUUUUAACAUAGCUGCUAUUGUGAAGGAAGACUUAAAAGCCACAUCUAUUGCAGGGACAAAACCAUACAUGGCCCCAGAACUGUUCCAGUCGUUCGAGGGAACACACCCGGGUUACUCUUUCGCAGUGGACUGGUGGUCUUUAGGGAUCACUGCAUAUGAGCUUCUCCGUGGACAGAGGCCGUACAUCAUGCGCACCAACACACCAGCCAAUGACAUCCUGCAGACUUUCCACAAAGCGUACCCCUGUUACCCUUCGGCUUGGUCUACAGGGAUCAAAUCACUCUUACCAAAGCUGCUGUGUGUCGACGCUCAGAAGAGGAUUUCCAGUCUCUCGGAGCUCCAGGAACUGGAAUACCUCUCUGAUGUCAAUUGGGAUGCUGUGCUCAGCAAACAAAUCCCACCUGGCUUCCUCCCUAAUAGGCGGCGACUAAACUGCGACCCCACAUUUGAGCUGGAGGAGAUGAUCCUGGAAUCCAAACCGCUUCAUAAGAAAAAGAAGAGGCUGGCGAGGAAGACGAAAGAGAGCGGCUCUGAUGGAUCUCCUCAGAAUGGGCAACUCCAGCUGCGCUUAGAGAGUGUCCAAAGAGAUUUCAUCGUCUUCAACAGGGAAAAGUUGAGGAAAACCAAAGCAGACGCUGAGACCAACAACCUCGAUGCAGAAGAGACGAACAAAGCCAUUCAAGAUGGACAGAACAACAACGUACAGCAUUGUUUAUCAAGUUAACCUCUGGACGGCAUUCCUGCUUCACUGGAAGCUGACGGCGGAUGCAUGAGAAAAUCCAUACUGGGAGACUGGAACAUCACGGAUUCUGGAAGGAAGCAUUAUCCUGGUGUGAACCUCACGCUCUGAACUAACUGACGGCGUACGCUGGUUGACAGUGACAGGCCGACUACACAAUCACAUACAUACAGAAAUAACAGAAUGAUGACGCUCUCUGCACCUGGCUGUGAAAUGUGUGCCUUACUAGUUUAAUGGAUUUCUCUAAUUCCCCUCGGAGGCACGUGAAGAUUAACUGUUGUCUGAUUCAGCGAGUGAUCAGACUCCAGCCGUCCGCCAUGAUUUAUAAAGCUGCUCUUGCUAACAUACAAAUGCGGAGAGCAGAAUGCAAAGAUAUUCAUUUCACGUGAUCCAUUCAAAUGAUGUAGAUGUGCACCUUAAUGGAGCUGGAGAAUACUGUCAUUCAUGCCACUGAGCGCAUUACUUGGCCUUUCUGGUUCUUAAGCGUUUUUGGAGAUUCAUUGCUGGAUUGUGCUGCUAAAUUAAGAUAUUGACCACACUGCACAGAUCAAAUAAUAAUCAAAUUAUUUAAUAGCAUCAUCUGACAAGUCUGACUAAGGUUUGCAUAGCCUAGGAAUAUUCACACAAAGCUGUCUCAUUUAUAAUAAAAAAAAAGAUAGAUUUAUAACAUAAAUGCAGUUCAUUUUCUUCUGAGGUCUCAUACUGUAUAAACAUAGGGCCUAAUAUACUGUGUUAAUUUUCCCAGGUGUUUUACAUUACACAUUGCAUUGUGUUUUAGGGCUAAAGAAAAUGUCCAUAAACUUGAAUGAUGACAUACCGGCAGAACUUUACCAGUACCUUUCCCAUACCUGUGUCUUACAGUGUAGUUCUCUUAAAGUUUGGUGGAAAUAAGCAACAAUGAAUCAAUAUCGCCAUCUAGUGGUCGGGUAAAUAUUAAAUAUUACAGACAAUCCACCCAGAAAUAUUAUUUUUAAAAAAUGUCAAGUUUAAGCCUAGGAGUUGAACCCAUUUAUUGCUGUUUGUAUGUCGUUGUUAUUAUUAAUAUUAUUUUCAUCUAAUUUAGAGUGUCUUUUAAUAUUUAGGAGGAUGUUAAAUAUAUAACAUCAAGUUAAACUAAAUUUAAACUAUUAAAAUGUAAUAUCACCUGCUUUAUAUAUAAUUUUUUAUUGUUGUUGUUAUUAUGGAAUAUACAGCUAAUUGCACUUGAUAAUUUGAUAGCAUAACAGAACCAUUAGAAUUUGUUUUCCAAAACUCUGUAUUAUUGUACAAAUGCAAAAUGUGACUUUCUCAUUUAUUUGGGUGGUUUGAGAGCUGCAUUCGUUUCAUGUCUGUGUGUGUUUUAGUAGUUCUGAUUUCCUUGU